Messenger RNA from Psilocybe cubensis, 1257 nucleotides. RefSeq lists its product as uncharacterized. The transcript has 9 exons. Gene Ontology annotation, molecular function: branched-chain-amino-acid:2-oxoglutarate transaminase activity. Lineage: Eukaryota; Fungi; Basidiomycota; Agaricomycetes; Agaricales; Agrocybaceae. The record is from RefSeq and is a predicted model, not a curated record. Gene Ontology annotation, biological process: L-valine biosynthetic process; L-leucine biosynthetic process. Gene Ontology annotation, cellular component: mitochondrion. The coding region runs from base 1 to 1257 and encodes 418 amino acids.
AUGUCAUUGGCUUUCUCGCGUGCUGUGCGCACUUCCAAUGCCUCCCAAUUUAACUCGGCAGGUCUGAGGACACUACUAUGGAGGAAUGCGCCUAUCUCUCUUAGAGCUCUAAGCUCACUAGCUGGAGGCUUGGCCGAUAUUGAUCCUUCCAAACUUCAAUUUACACGGACAGGCAAACCUAAAACUUUGCCAGAGUCUUCAACAUUGAAGUUUGGCCAUACCUUCACUGACCAUAUGUUAACCAUUCCAUGGACACAAGAAGCAGGAUGGGGAGCACCUCAUAUCCAACCAUACGGCCCGCUCGCAAUGGAACCCAGCUCUACAGUGCUGCACUACGCGCAAACCAUCUUCGAGGGAAUGAAAGCCUACACAGAUCCCGAAGGCAAUAUCAGAAUGUUCAGACCCGACAUGAACAUGAAGCGUAUGAAUACUAGUGCACACCGUAUUGCCCUACCCACAUUCAACGGUGAUGCUCUUCUGGAACUCAUCAAGCAGCUUAUCCGCAUCGACAAGCACUGGAUCCCAUCUGAGCCAGGCCACAGUCUUUACGUACGGCCUACCCUCAUUGGCACACAAAAAGCUAUCGGUGUCAGCCCUCCCAAUGAAGCUCUUCUCUUCGUCAUCCUGAGCCCCGUAGGCUUGUAUUAUCCCACUGGCUUCAAACCUAUCGCACUCUACGGUACCACGGAGUACGUCCGGGCCGCCCCUGGAGGAACCGGUGCAUUCAAGCUUGGUGUUAACUACGCCCCAGGAAUCCUACCCCAGAGACACGCCGCCGCCCAAGGAUACUCCCAGAACCUGUGGCUUCAUGGGCCCGAACACUACCUCACUGAAGUUGGCACCAUGAACAUGUUCGUCGUGUUCCACAAAGAGGGAGGAGGGUAUGAACUUGUCACUCCACCCCUCGACGGCAUGAUUCUCCCAGGUAUCACUCGCGACUCCGUCCUCACCCUCGCGCGCGAGCACGCAUCCGGCGUCAAACCCGUCGCAGGCCUCCCCACGGACAUCACAGUCUCAGAGCGACCCGUAACAAUGUCCGAAGUCAAGGAAGCAUCCGAAUCUGGACGGCUCGCUGAGCUCUUUGGUGCUGGUACUGCCGCUAUCAUCAGCCCCGUCGACCGCAUCGGCUACCUAGGCGAAGACGUCCACAUCCCAGUUGGCAAAGAUGGCAUGGGCCCACUUUCGCGCCACAUCUGGACCGAGCUCGUCGGUCGCCAAACCGGCAAGAUCCCAAGCGACUGGAGCAUCGUUAUCUAA